AUGGUCCAGAGCAACCACACCAACAUGAAGGAAUUCUUCUUCCUGGAAAUCUUGUUUGUGGUUUUUCUUGCUGUUUAUAUAGGAACUGUGCUGGGCAAUGCCCUCAUUGUGGUGACCAUUACCUGUGAGUCCCACCUCCACACUCCCAUGUACUUUCUCCUGUGGAACAAAUCUGUCCUGGACAUUGUUUUUUCUUCUGUCACCAUUCCCAAAUUCCUAGUGGAUCUUUUAUCAGAGAGGAAAGCCAUCUCCUACAAUGGCUGCAUGGCUCAGAUCUUUUUCUUCCACUUUGCUGGUGGGACAGAUAUUUUUUUUUUCCUUUCUGUGAUGGCCUAUGAUAGAUAUCUUGCAAUCUCCAAACACCUGCACUAUGUAACCCUUAUGGGGAGAGAGGUGUGGUUGGCCUUGGUGGUGGCUUCCUCAGUGUGUGGUGGUUUGCACUCCAUUGUUCAGAUUAUUCUGAUGCUUCCACUCCCCUACUGUGGCCCCAAAGUCUUCUACUGUGCCUUCUACUGUGACGUGCCCCAGGUGGUUAAGCUGGCCUGCACUGACACUUUUGCUCUGGAGUACCUCAGGAUCUCUAACAAUGGGCUGGUGAUCCUUAUGUAUUUCCUCUUGCUCGUGGGGUCCUACACGAGGGUUCUGGUGGUGCUGAGAUCUCAUUCUGUGGAGGGCCAGAACAAAGCCCUCUCCACAUGCACCUCCCACAUCCUGGUGGUGACUCUUCAUUUCAUGCCUUGUGUGUACAUCUACUGCUGGCACUUCACUAUGCUGCCCAUGGACACAGCUGUAUCCAUCAAUAACACAGUCCUCACCCCCAUGCUGAACCCCAUGAUCUACACCCUGAGGAACCAGGAGAUGAAGUCAGCCAUAAAGAGAAUGCAGAGGAGGCUUGGGCCUUUUGAAAGCAAUAAGAUGGGAUGA
Messenger RNA from Phacochoerus africanus (Common warthog), 924 nucleotides. RefSeq names its product olfactory receptor 4D6-like. NCBI's taxonomy places the organism in Eukaryota, Metazoa, Chordata, Mammalia, Artiodactyla, Suidae. The transcript has a single exon. The record is from RefSeq and is a predicted model, not a curated record. Bases 1 to 924 code for a protein of 307 amino acids. Gene Ontology annotation, molecular function: G protein-coupled receptor activity; olfactory receptor activity. Gene Ontology annotation, cellular component: membrane. Gene Ontology annotation, biological process: G protein-coupled receptor signaling pathway.